Messenger RNA from Corvus hawaiiensis (hawaiian crow), 3299 nucleotides. RefSeq names its product GrpE like 2, mitochondrial (gene GRPEL2). The transcript has 5 exons. Gene Ontology annotation, molecular function: adenyl-nucleotide exchange factor activity; protein homodimerization activity; protein-folding chaperone binding. Gene Ontology annotation, biological process: protein import into mitochondrial matrix; protein folding. The record is from RefSeq and is a predicted model, not a curated record. Gene Ontology annotation, cellular component: PAM complex, Tim23 associated import motor. Lineage: Eukaryota; Metazoa; Chordata; Aves; Passeriformes; Corvidae. Bases 213 to 857 code for a protein of 214 amino acids.
CGACCCUGAUGCGGAUCUGGAGCCCGAGCCGAACCCGCAGCCAGACCCCGACCCGCACCCUGCCGGUGCCCAUCAUCCCCCGCCGGUGCCCAUCUCACCCCCCAAAACCCCACGCUGCCGUUCUCCGCUCCUCAAAACGCCCUGGAGCAGAAAUAACCCCCGAUAACCAAGCUCUUUUGCCGGAAAAGUGAUUUUUUGGGGGGGCUUAAAUUAUGUUCAUUAUUAAGGCAAAGCGUUUCCGCGCUCGUUUGUAUUUCAGAGGGUCCUCCUGUGCUUUCAGCACUGCAGCUCAGCAGAGAAGUACAGGAGACGAGUGUGGCCCAGACGAUCCCAGUGACGAGCCCAAGCACUCCCUCUCUGACUGUGCCUUGGAGCACAAAGCCAUAAAAUUGGAGGAGCAAGUCCGAGAUUUAACUGAGCGAUACCGGAAAGCUUUGGCAGAUUCCGAGAAUGUCCGGAGGAGAACACAGAAGUUUGUGGAAGAUGCCAAACUCUUUGGGAUCCAGAGUUUCUGCAGGGACCUGGUGGAGGUAGCAGACAUCCUGGAGAAGACAGCCGAGAGCGCCGCGGGCCAGGCAGAGCCCAGCGAUCCCAACCCGACCCUGAAGAAGAUCUACGAGGGCCUCUCUCUCAUCGAGGCCAAGCUGCAGAGCGUCUUUGCCAAGCAUGGCCUGCAGAAGAUGAACCCUGUGGGUGGCAGCUGCUGGCAAAAUGGAGCUGUGCCCUUAAGCAGGAAAUCUGGACUGUUCUAUUUUCUCAGCUCUUCUGUAGAGAUCCUCAGAUUACACCAACUUCCAGUCCACAUUCUGAUCCUACUUUCAAUGGUCCUAGCAAAUAUGAAACCUUUUCGGUUUUGAUGCAAGGAGAAAAAUCUUCUCUGCUCCAAAGUCUCAAGUGCCCUUGAACCAAUUUUAGCAGCAGUGAGAAGAAAGCAAGAGAAGCAGAAGGCUGAGGAAGUGAAAGCUGACCUCGAGCUGUCCUCCUGCUUGGAGGCAUGUUGUUGUCACAGCACAUAUGUAUUUCCCACUGGCUUAAUUGCCUGGGAGUUCAUUUGUCUCAGCUGAAAGGAUGCAGUCACUGAGGAGGAUCAGAAUUUAACCCUUUGCAGAGCAGCAAGCAGUCAAAUGACAGAAGAACAGACAAGCCACAAAACCAGGAAUGGUUGUUUUUCAGGUUGUUUCUAACUGAUUUGUUCAUCCCUUCCUUUUUUACUUUCUGGAAUUGGAUCCAUAACCUGACAAAUGCACUUCCAAAAACGCUUUACUUGGAGUGGAUGCCAUCGAUGGUUUGGUAGAAAAUUUAUUCUUCUCCCAUUCCUUUGCAGGCUUCAGCUGAAAAACCCUUUUGUGGUGGACUUCAAGAUUACCACAGCCUUUAAUACUGACAGUCUUUCACCUGGAGAGACUGUGUGCAGUCAGUGGGUUGUCAUCCCAGAAAUUUAGGGAAUCUGCACCUUUCUCACCUGCCCCAUGCAACCUUUUUUAGUGGCAGCUGUGGUGUGAGUCUGUAGUGGAUCCUUUCUGGAGUGUGGAUUUCUGGUUCUGAGGGGGGUACUGGAAAUUUCAGCCCUGAAACAGCGCUUCUGGCAGCUUUAGCUCAUGGACAGACCUCUUGUUCCGUGCUCUUGUAUUAUUAUCAUGGUUUUGGAAGUUUCAGAGAUAAACAGGACUUCCUAUUGUUCUGCUGAGCAGGUCACCAGGGUACGCUGUUCCUCCAGAGAAGAAUGGGUAAAAUAUGAAAUGCGGCGCUACAAAUCUUGCUGUUCUUCCUCAAAGGUGAGGAACCCAUGUCCUCAGCUGGAAGGAACAGUGGGGUCUCUGCUGCCUCUUCAGCCCCUGCUGUAUCAGCUGAGUCUUGCAGUGUGAGGGGAGAGCUGGAAACCAACUCUGAAAGUGAAACGUUAAUUGUAAGGAACCGAACAGAAGCGCAGGAUUUUACACAACAGACAGUUUUGUGUCACAGAGAGGCUGCAGCUGGGUGUGACCAGGAGCGAUGGGAUCCAAACCCUCUUUAAACUCACCCAUGGAGCCACUGGACUGGGAAAAAAAAUGUUACAGCCACUCAGUCCAGCUUGGGUUUGCCAACCCUGCCUGUGUCCUCAGCCAGCAGUCACCCACUUCUGCCUUAAGGAAAUACCGUAAAAUGCACUCCCGACCUUCUGUCUGUACUGAGAGAUGGUUUAUUCAGCUUGUCUGUCUGGGGGCUGCGUUCACUGAGGCACUGCAGUGUGGCUGCAGCAAGGAUCUGAGGGAUCCAGUUCCUGUGCAGUCUUUCCCACCCUCACAGAGGCCCUGUUUAAUUUGGGGCAAGUUCUUUUCCCAGUCAAACCUACGAAACUUCUGCAGGAUCCUAUCAGGUUUUAUCAUUCAUGUGAAAUGGACCCAGUGCUGAGAGACUCUUUCACAGAUGUUACCAAAGAGAUAAAUCCUGUAGCUGUUGUUUGUCCCAGUUUCUGCUUCCUUUGAAAGGUGAAGUGAAAAUGAAAUAACCAAACCUGGAUUCCAUCACAGAAUCCAGAUUCCCCAGGCAAAAUUUGAUUCUCUUGCCUUUCAAGCACAUUUAAUGAUGUCUUUUGUCCUGGAUGAGAUUGUGGAAGGGUGGGUUGAAUUUCUCCUUGGUUCUCACUACCUUUUCUGCCCUGUUUGUGUAACUCUUGCAGGAAGGGACUGACCCAUGGUCACUUUAUCCAAUGACUGUUUAAUAAAACACAGGAAUACAUUAGCAGGGCAGGAAUAGCAGAGGAGAGGACCUCAUGUACCUUUUAGUUAUUUCCACACCUGGACAAGUCUCCAGUGGCACUGUCAUGAGCAUGGCAAGAUCUGAACUCUGACCAGGAGCAGUGCAGAAUGAGAUGAAUGUUGCUUUGUGAACCUUAACUUCUCAGUGCUUCAGCAGCAGAGUUUCUGUUGGAAGAGCUGUGAUCACUCAACAGCUCUUAGCAGUCCCUUAAUUAAAAAAAAAAAAAAAAAAGUAUUUAAGUUUUAUAUUGUGAAUAGUGUAGUAUUUUUUUAUUUUAAAACUCGAGAUGUUUUGAUAUUUCUUGCAAAGUCAAAUGAACAAAGCGUUGCUAAUCUCCAAAAAUCGAAGGCCAUUUAGGUGGGGGGAAGAUGCAUAUAUAUUGUAUUUUUUGUGUGUUUCUGUGCUCUUUGUUUACCCAAAGGUUCUGGCUGUACAAAAGACAGAGAUGUGUGGGAGCAGCGCAAGGAAUUGACAACGACAUUUGAGUGGAUGUUGGAAAGGGCUGAUUUCCUUUAGAUGUCCAGAUACUGCCCAUUUGCUAAUAAAACAGAAGAAUUGCA